Symbiodinium natans is the source of this 3936-nucleotide messenger RNA. The record is from the annotation of a GenBank genome assembly. Lineage: Eukaryota; Dinophyceae; Suessiales; Symbiodiniaceae.
AUGGAUGCCAAGCUGAAGACCAAGAAGUCCAAAGGAAGCAGAUUUAUCGUCUCUGAAAUGACGAUGAAUGGCUGGCUCAAGCUUGAGAAUGAGCCGGGCUGGUUGGCUGCACACCUCAGGGGUGUCCAGGACAUUGGAGAGGUUGCAGCGCCGCUUGAGACAGACCCGAUGCUGGAGCUGGCGGUGCCCGUCUACCAGCCGCAAGGCAUGGUUUGCCUCGAAGUUGUCUUCAAGACGGGCGUCCCAGUGAGGGAGAAGCCAAGCCGCAAAGCGAAGACGGUGGCAACGCUCAAGUGUGGUGAGUACGUCUUUGCUCACACUCAGAAUUUUGACGGCUGGCUGAAGCUCUCGGGCAAGCCGGAAGGUUGGGUCCUGGCCAACGACUCGGACUGGGGCGAGCUGCUCCGACGCCGGCGGCGGAUGAACGACAUCGACUUGUGGGCCAUGUGUGAUGCCUGGGCUGCUGCAAGAGCGCGGCCGGGCACAGGGCGAACCAUGGGCCUGAGUGGCAAGGAGGUCGAGGCCCUCAAGGAGCUCGAGGAGCGCACCGUCAUGGAGGCCAAAGCCCUGUGGCAAGAGCACCGCACCAACAAGGAGUACUUGGUGUCGGAGGGAUACCUGGCCGGGGAGGACCUUUUGAAAACCGAGACUUGGAUGCGUCAGCGUGUCUUCGCCCACGUCCUUGAGAAGAAGUCCAAGACCGGUGAGGGCUGGCUUCGUGAGCUGAUCUCCGGCUUCAAGCUUUCCUUUCGUGUGCCCCCACUGCCGGGCAUCCAAGGAGAGCAGGAGGAGGAUGACUACUACGCCGAGCAGGCGCAGGCGCAAAGCUUCUCCCAGGGGCUGCGCAAGGGCUUCACGAACGGCAAUGGCGGAGCCAUGGGUGGGGCCAUGGGCGGGGCCAUGGGCGGUGCCAUGGGCGGACAGCAAGGUAACUUGGGUGCCUUCGACCCGGCAUUCGAAGGGACCAAGCCCUUUGAGUACAAAGGCAAGAUCUACACCAUGGCUCCGAAUGGUGUCCUCUUUGAUCCGCCGAAUCAGGUCCCAAUGGGCAUCUGGAACCCCGACACCCAGCGCCUAGACCCCGCCGCCGGUAUGAUGCCUGGCUGCCCGUACCCAGCGAUCUCAUACCUGGGUCGGACGUACAUACUGCUCCCCGACCAGCGUCUGUUGGACCCCGAGACCGAAGAGAUUGUGGGGACCUUCAAUCGGGAGACGAACGAGAUGGACUUGCAGAACCCCACGCUGCUUCAGGAGGUGGGCUCCAGGAAGGAGACGGGUGCUGUGCUCUUAGUUGAGCCGAGCUCACCUUGUCCGACUGCCGACAUCAGGUACUUACGGUCAACGCAAAUUUGUUGCGUUGCUCGACACGCCGAGCGAGCGGAUGCAUCCUAUGCUUUAUACAGGGGUGCGCCAUACGUUCAGUCGGAGCAGUACGAGAAGUUUCCCUUUGAUCCUCCUCUGAGUGACGAUGGAGAGGCUGGAGCGAUAGAAACAGCUCAUAGCAUCAAGGACUUUGUGGACCAGCAUGACACCACCAUCCAUGUAGUCGUCUCAUCGCCGUACUUGAGAUGUGUCCAGACGGCUGCAUCGAUUUGUAGAGUGCUGGGCCCAUCGACAAUCCUGAUGUUCGACAUGUCGUGCGGCGAGAUUUUCGGCCCCAGCGUGAUCAGCAGAGAGCAGCCAGAGCAAGUUUACCGGGAUUUCAACACAAUCCUGGAGGAGUGCAAGGCGCGAGGAGUUCACCGGGUGGCACCCGUCUGCGUUGGAACGCAGCCACAGUGGCCCGAGUCUGUCCCCGAAGGCCGGCACCGGUUUGCCGAGUCUUUUCUUCACUACGUUCAGAGGGGAACUGACAAGGCCAGAAAUUUUUUGGUGGUCACGCACGGAGACUGCGUCGCUGCCGCUGCGUCCCUUCUUCCGGGCACGCAGGACAUUCGAGCCGUGGAGCCAGGAGGUGUCCUCCUCGCUUCCAGGGUACGGCCACCGGGGCCUGGAGACGCUUGGUCCAUCAUCAGCUCUGAGCGCAGCGAUGACAAGCACGUGGAGCGUGUGGCGCUGCGGACGCUGUCAAAGGCGCAAGGAUGGAAAGUUGAAAGCAUGAACAUCGACUUCUGCCCGGCGCCGCGUAGCAAGGAGAGCAUGAUCAAGCGGAUUACCUCCAGCUUGAGGAAGUUCAGCGCCAAGACAAAGCUUGGUGAAGACCGCGUGAAGUAUUUGCUGAAGGCAUUCUCAGGAGAGCGCCGCCGGCAAAAGGGCCUAGGAGGCAGCCCGCUGCCAACUGGCAGCUCAUCCUACGGCACCCAAGGGCCGGAUCCCGCCCUUUGGGUUUUUGGUCUGGAGGACAACGACUCUCUGCACAGAAUGCCGCGUGCAAGGCCUCACUGGUCCAAGGGAUCUUACAUGUCUGCGAACCUGAGCGUCCCGGGCACGGCCAGCGUGAAGGAUGCGCCGGAGGUGACUCCGCCGCCUGCGUAUGCACCAGCCUUCAGCAAGCUCCAGCUGCCCACAGUUCCAGGCCCAGGCGAUGGGAAGCCGCAGACCUUGCUGUCCAUCAUCAAGCGAAACUCCCGUUCCGGGGCCUACGAGCCGUCAGAAGCGACAGCGACGACUAUGGCCACCGAGGAUGGACAGCUCAGCAAUGGAACUGAAACACCCAUCUCCACUCCAUGUGCCGGGAAGGGAUACCUGCAGUUGCCAGGGGCCGGGGGCCCUCGAGGACUUGGCAUCAGCGACAUCUCGUCGUCACCACUUUGGAAGCGGCGGCAGCAAAAGACGAAUGGAUUCCCUUCGCCGGCAGAUGGGCUUUGCUUGCCCGCGCCUUUGUCUGGCUUCUCAUUGCCGAACUUCCUGGCGGAUGAGGCUGAAAUAUCCGUGUGGAAGCAUGUACACUUGGUUCAGAUGCGGGACAUGUUUGGGAGUUUGCUGGGUCGGCUGACUUCCGAAUCCGUUCCAUGUUGCUCACUGCUCGGCAUCCUGCUACAUCAGAAGGAAUCGCUAGCGACCACUCUGGCUCAUGCAAGCAAGCACCUGCGCACAGGUACAAGUGCUGCAUAUCUUUGUGCCAAUGAGCCAAUCGUGAUUUCCGAAGCAGAGGUGCUUAACUCUGAGCCGGAGCUGAAUCGUCGUGACCUCAGCUCCUUGAAAAUAGGGGAAAUAUGGUCCCAGGCUAAGGACUUCGCUGUAAUGGUCAGCAAGUUCCUGGGAUCUUGGACUUACUUUUAUCUGGCAAGCUUGGUCUGGUCAGCAGAUUGCUGCUUUGCCUCGUCCUUUGCUGAGUCCGAGGAGCCCCUUCAACCUAGAUCGAUUCGCACCGCGCAUGCCUCGGAGAACAAGCAUGUGCACGACCCAGCUUUUGCCAACGAUGGGGAGCCAGUGGACAUGCACGAGUACAUCGAGCGCGGCAAUCAGAUGGUAAAGGCAGGGCGAUUCAAGGCAGCUGCAGGCCUGUUCUCAGAGGCGCUGAAAGCCUGCUCGCAACAACGAGCAGUAGAUCUCGACCUGGAGGUGGACAUCAUCAAAUCACGCGCCAAGUGCUGGAAAGCGCUGGGAUGCUUUUCCGAGCUCCAGGAGGAUGCCUCAAAGGUCCUGAAGUUGACUGGAAACCGAGACAGCGAUGCACUGCAAUGGCACAGGGCGGCCGAAGAGGGCCUGGCACACCGAAAUCGGCGAGCCCCUGAGCAGCCGCGAGAAGCACCGCCAAUGACUGGCAGCGCGAACGGUUAUGGCGGGUUUGGUGCCAAGUGCUCGCAAUGCAACGGCCUGGCUUCAAAGUGUGCCCAGUGCGGAGCAGGGAUGGAGCGAUGUGGCUACUGCGGGCAGCCUGUCUCCCGCGCGAACUGCUGCAGCCGCUGCCACUGCACCUACUAUUGCGGCCGCGAGUGUCAGAGAUCUCACUGGAAGGUGCACAAACUUGUUUGUCAAAGUGCGCUGGAGUGA